Molecule: messenger RNA, 1468 nt
Organism: Scleropages formosus (Asian bonytongue)
Lineage: Eukaryota; Metazoa; Chordata; Actinopteri; Osteoglossiformes; Osteoglossidae
Gene: rbp5
Product: retinol binding protein 1a, cellular
Exons: 5
Coding region: 824-1246 (140 amino acids)
Molecular function (GO): lipid binding
Source: RefSeq, a predicted model, not a curated record
UGUCGGGGGGGAGGGGGGAAGCGCUGGGUUGUAUUUCCCCCGAGGUCGAGGGAGAGACGACAGCGCUCACACACCUCUCUAACACACACUAGGUCACACUGCAGCUCCAUGUGUUUCACCCUGUUCCCUCUGCACUCCCUGCUAAUGAGCUCUGUGUUUUAUUAAUUGGAUUCUUUGACAAGCGUGACCAGAUCUGCGCCUGACCGUCGUCGACCCUGCAGAGCCUGAGAAAGGCCUGGAGGGAGGUGAAUAAACUGGCCCUCCCCCAUCCCCCCAUGUGCAGAAGAACAAAGUAUGUUCUCACAAAGAAGUUCACUGGAAUGGGCUGAGCUGGAGCCGAAGGGAAAGGAAAAAGGAGGGGGCGAAAGACACACAGAAAAGAAACGGAGGGAAAGCUAGAAAGUGAGAAAGAGACACUGAGGCAAGAGAGACACAAAGGUAGAAACAGAAAGAGAGAGAGACUGAGGGAGGGUGAGAAGGACAGAUGGAAACAGGCAGGAGGGGAUAAGGGAAGAGGAGGGAGCCGUGUGUGUGUGUGUGUGUGUGUGUGUGUGUUGGACACUCCCCAGCCAGCCGAAGGGUUAAAAGGGAGACUCGGAGAGCCGCCUGAGGUCGCGCUUCGCCUCCUAAGGGCUCGGAGUUUGUGUGCAGCGGGACGGAGCGGAGCGGAACUUGGCCGCGCGCGGAGUCGUCGCGAGGAAAAAGGAGUGGAGUGGAGUGGAGCGCGGCGCCAACGGAGACCGCGCGCCGAGACUAAGAGCGACGCACAGAGAUUAGGAAAAAGAACAGGCGCGAGCGGUGCCCAAAAAGCAGAAGUGCGGCGAUGACUCCGAAUCUGACGGGCUUCUACCAGCUCGUCUCCCAGGAGAACAUGGACGCGUACCUGAGCGCGUUAGAUAUCAACAUCGCUCUGCGAAAGAUUGUCUGUCUGCUCAGGCCCAACAAGCAGAUCAGCCACGACCCGUCCAAGGGCCACAUGGUGAUCCGCACGCUCACCACCUUCCGCAACUUCGACAUGGACUUCAAUCUGGGGCAGACCUUCACCGAGGACCUGGGUCCCGUGGACGGACGUGUCUGCCAGACUACAGUGGAUUGGCAGGGGGACAAGCUGGUGUGCGUGCAGAAGGGAGAGAAGGAGAACAGGGGCUGGACACACUGGCUGGAAGGAGACCUGCUGCAUCUGGAGAUGAGGGUUCAAGAUGUGGUUGCCAAGCAAGUCUUCAAGAAGAUAUUAAGUUUCAUCUGAUGUGUGGGGCGAAAGAAGCUGCAAAUGAGCACCGACACACUGGUCUGUCUCCGCAAGGGAGCUCUUCGUCGGCCUUUUUUAUUUGCAUCGUUUAACGUCCUGCCAAAAAUAGCUGUGGUGAAAACCAAUAGUUUUGUUAACGCUUAGAAUAUAGGAAAAAUGUCAGUCAUCUCUCUGUGGAAAGUGCAAUGAAAAGUGGCAACCCAUGCUCCUGAGGUACUA